Haliotis rubra (blacklip abalone) is the source of this 3604-nucleotide messenger RNA. RefSeq lists its product as uncharacterized. Gene Ontology annotation, molecular function: protein binding. Bases 93 to 2570 code for a protein of 825 amino acids. The record is from RefSeq and is a predicted model, not a curated record. Lineage: Eukaryota; Metazoa; Mollusca; Gastropoda; Lepetellida; Haliotidae. The transcript has 15 exons.
GCCAUAACAGCACAAAACAAAGCAGGUGCUCGUGCCUUGUGGACCGCAAAUGAGGGUUAAGACGGUUGCAUGUUAAUGACGAAGACACAACAAUGACGAUGGGCGACACAGUGGUGAUGGACAUCAUCAGGUUGGCUCAGAAUGGACAGAACCUGUACACACAGGGCAAUGCCACAGACGCUCUGGAGGAAUUCAAGAAAGCAAAUGAGCUUGCCGCACAGACGGACUCCAUCUCAGUCAAGGAGACCUGUCUCUACAAUCUGGCCACAGCCUAUGCUGCAAACAGAAAUGGAAAAAAAGCGCUCGAGUGUUUACGAAAAUUAAGUACGAGUUACCAUGACACAUUGAAUGAAGGUGAACUGACUUUCAUUCGUGGACUGGCGGAGCAACAUUCUGGAAGAAAGCAGCCCCAAACUGUUUUCUUGUACAAGAAGGCUCUGAAUCAGUUAAACUUGUUGCAGAGUAAUCUGAAUGUGUCAUUAAAGAAGUACAUUCUGGAACAGUUGUGUGACCUUGAGCAAGACAACGAAGAAGCCUUGAUUGACUACAAGCAGCAGUUGUCCGGGGUGUACGGGUAUCUGAAGUCUCCACUGAAGCAGAUCCAGAUGCUGUGUGAUGUAGCCAAUCUCUUGUUUGCAGUCAAUAACAAGGAUAAAGCAUAUACUGCAGCUGAUGAUUGUCUGUUGGUGGUUCAACAGUUAGGGAGGACAGUAAAAAUCCAAGGAGAAACUGACCAUGAGAUCAGGAGGACGACAGAGAAGUGUCUGGAAGUUGCUGGCUCAGCAGUGAGUUCACAAUACUUGGUGCCCAUCCUUAACGAGAUAGGCUUGCUGUUCACCCAGCUGCGAGAGAUGGAUAGGGCUCUUGACUGCUUCAACCAGGCUCGGCAGAUGCUGUCAUAUGCAGACAACAAUGUCCGUAGGAAUGAGGCUGUCAUCAUCCAGAACAUCGGUGCUGUGCAUAACUUCAAGUCUGUGGACAACAGACCAGCGGCACAGAUUGCACUAAAGUUCCAUGAAGAAGCAAUUUCCAAAUAUGGCAGGCAGAAGAGUUACAAGGCUCAAGGCCACUGUCAUGUCAACAAGGCAUAUGCUGAAAGCAUUACGAGAGACAUCAGCGGGGCACAAGAGGCAUAUCUACUGGCACUCACCACUGCCAAAAAUGGAGGGGAUAUCCGGACACAGUGGCAGUCUUUGGAAGGUCUAGGAGCUGUGGCCUGCCACUACAGGGAUAACAGAAAGGCCGAGAAAUACUACAAGGAAGCUCUCGAACUGGUUCACAAAGAUGAAUAUGAUGUCUCGCAAGCCAAUGCCUGUGAUCGGAUCUUGGAGAAGCUGCUUGCACUGAGGAGAGGAGGAUUGACAAUGGCUAAGCAUGGAGAUUUUGACCUCACGAGAAGUGGACUAGGCACAAAAACUUCGCAAAGCUUUGUUCGUGGAUCUAGGUCUACAGAGAUGGAGGAAGAAGACAGGAAACUGACAAAAAGGGAAAUAAGAGAGCUAAAAGUACGAAGAUCUGGCUCGCUGAGACAGUUUCCAAAAGUUGCCUAUGGCUUGGCUGCUGGUACACUAGAUCCUACCCUGCAAACCAGCGAUGAUUCUGAUGACUCCACUUCAACAUCAUCGACAUCGACCUCGUCAUCAUCGUCCUCGUCCGCCUCAUGUACAAGACCGUUCCGAAUGUCAAGCAAUCCAUACGCAAAGGUUGAAAGAAAGGUCAUCGUACGAAGAAAUAGCAGUAAACGACCAUCCUCCCUAGGAUCGUCUGGUACAUUACGACGUAGCAGUGAUCGUGGUCUCAACACGACACUGUUGGAGAUGGGAGGGUCGUCGGAAGAGGAACAGGGCAUAGCUGUACGGGAAGCCAUGAGCAGGCUGAUUAGUGAUGAUACACCUGAUGAAACUGAGACACCUAGAACACCCAGGGUGCCCCAAGUAAAUGGACAUCGCCACGCUGACAAAGAAGAGGAAGAAAGAGAUGAAGAAGUAGAUGAUGAGGAAGAUCAGGAGGCAGAGAAGAAAGUGGAAGAAAAGGGACGUCCCUCUUCCAGUAGGCCAGAAAGUGCACUCAAAACAGCUAUGAAGAGAGAGGAAUACGGUUUGUCGCACACCAAGAGUCUGAGGUUUAGGAAACCAACUGUGGACAGUUCAGAUGAUGAUGACAACCAACAAGUGAACCAUAGAGAACAGGUCAAGGUCGAUGUCCACCAUGAAAAGCUGCCACGCAGUGAUGACAGCCAAGAGUCGGAGUUGGAGGAUACAGAAGAUUCAGAUUCAGAUUCUGAGAGAGAAUCAAGCCACGAGGAGACAGACAUACCGAGCGGACCUCCGCCUGUCCCAACUCAAUCGCCACCUGUCUCCCCUAGCAACACGUAUGAGACACCAGUGGCUCAGAACAUGAGAGAGAACUCAUUGUACAAAGAUGACAGACUACGGGAGUCCACGGGACAUUAUGCAGAUAUUGACUUUGGCACUUCUGCGCUGAAUUUCGACAAGCGGGGACAAGCCGAAGUGAAUCUACAGUGUAUGAGACUAUCAGACCUCAAGACUCUGGUGAGACUCAGCAGUUGAACAACACUGCCCAAUCAGGAGAAGAUGCUGGAACAGCUCGAUCAGAGAGAUAUUCCGGAGAUGAGAGUGAAAUGGAAACAGACCGAGGAUUGUCCAGAGCAGAAAGAGAGCAGCAAAUGCUGAAGUACCAUCAUCAGUGCAAGCAGGAUGAAGGGGAGCCUCAAGGGGAGCCUCAAGGGGAGCCCCAGGGGAGCCACAGGGGGAGCCGGAAGGGGCACAGGAACAGGAAGUGACGAAGGAAAAGAAGUCCCGGACAUGUGUCAUCUCCUGAUAAAGAUGUCCGAGUGUUUACAUGAUGCCAAUAGUGCUGUAGAAGCUCACCUGCACAGAGAACAUGGAUAGAGAACCUGUGAUAAUGUUUUAUCAUAAUGUAUAGCACCAAAUUUGUUAUAAAGAAAAUGUGAUAUUAUGAUAUAUAAAGGCUGUUACUAUUUUAAUUUUAUUUGACAAGUUAUUGUAAAGUCCAUUAUAAUUUUUAUUGGUGUUAUGAUAUAUAUAAUAUUUCCUAGUGUAAUGUCUAUAUGUAUAUGUGUAACAUUUUCUGUGAUAGCUCAUUGGUGGCCUUGUGGUGAUCUUGUGGUCCAAACUGCCACUAUUUGCAUUGAAGAGUUGCUUCCCUUAGCUAUAAGGAUCCACUGAUCUGUGCUGAAACGAUGUUAGUUCUCAUAGUUUAAUAUAACUGGGCCAAACAAUGUGGCAAAAACUGAUCAUGAUGACCACAGGAGUAACAUGUGUUAAGCUGUAAUUGUGAUUGUGAUUGUGACUUUGAUUCCAUGUCAGAGCCAACAAAGCCCAAGUAUUGGUAAAAUAGAGAGCGUCAGCUUCAUUCAGUCUUAAUCAUUGUAGCUUUAAUUUUGUUGUUAUUUUUAACUACACUAUAUCUCUUUGUGUAAUUAAGACAAUUAGAAAAUGUUUUUACAUUUUAGACAUUUGUGUUGUAUAGGGGGGUAUUGUCAUAGAGCUGCAUGAUGCUGCAUUUACUGUGGUUCAAACGGUUCACACAGCAUCUCCUAAUGUAUAUUAUUUACUGUUAU